AUGGAGGUAAAAAGGGACUCUAUAAUUGGGCUUGAAGAGGCGGAUAUAGCAGACCCAAAUUUGCACCCCAAGCUGCAGCGCUGCAGAGAAUAUGCUGCUUCGGUGGAGCCUGACCCUCGCUACGUUGAGAAUUCCGCGCACGAAAAAAUUGUGUUGGAGCAGCUGAAGCUCUUUGAGUCUCAA
This is a messenger RNA of Eimeria tenella, 183 nucleotides long. RefSeq lists its product as uncharacterized. NCBI's taxonomy places the organism in Eukaryota, Apicomplexa, Conoidasida, Eucoccidiorida, Eimeriidae. The record is from RefSeq and is a predicted model, not a curated record. The annotation marks the transcript as partial. The transcript has 2 exons.